Messenger RNA from Thamnophis sirtalis, 1485 nucleotides. The record is from RefSeq and is a predicted model, not a curated record. Lineage: Eukaryota; Metazoa; Chordata; Lepidosauria; Squamata; Natricidae.
AUGGAGCUCGGGGGCACAGUAGGCAUCUUCCUAGGCAUUUGCUUCUCUUGCUUGCUGCUCAUCUCUGCAUGGAAGCGGAUGCACAAAGAAGGGAAGCUGCCCCCAGGACCCACCCCGCUGCCCUUCCUUGGCAAUAUCCUGCAGCCUUCCGUGACCUUCUCUCCGUGGCCUUUCCCGCAGUUGAAAGAGAAAUAUGGGCCGGUGUUCACAGUCUAUCUGGGCCCACGGCGGGUGGUGGUUCUGUGUGGGCACGACACAGUGAAGGAAGCUCUGGUGGACCAGGCUGAGGAGUUCAGCGGCAGAGGGGAGAUAGCCAGCAUUGACCGGAACUUCAAUGGUUUUGGAGUCGCUUUUGCCAACGGGGAACGCUGGAAGCAGCUCCGUCGCUUCUCCCUCACCACCUUGAGGAACUUUGGGAUGGGCAAGAGGUCCAUUGAAGAGCGGAUCCAGGAGGAGGCCCAGUAUUUGAUGGAGGAAAUCAGGAAAACCAAAGGCCAGCCCUUCGACCCCACCUUCUUCCUGAGCCGCACGGUCUCCAACGUCAUCAGCUCCGUGGUCUUUGGCAGCCGCUUCGACUACGAAGAUAAGACCUUCCUCUCCCUGCUGCAAAUGAUCAACGAAAGUUUUAUGGAGAUGAGCACCCCUUUGGCACAGCUCUACGACAUGUAUUCCUGCAUCAUGCAGUACCUGCCAGGAAGACACAACCGCGUUUACUACCUGGUUGAGGACCUGAAGGACUUCAUUGCCGGGAAGAUCAAAACCAACCAGGCAACGCUGGAUCCCAGCAACCCUCGCGACUUCAUUGACUGCUUCCUCAUCCAGAUGGAGAAGGAAAAAGGAAACCCUUCCACCGAAUUCAACCUGAAGAAUUUGGUCCUGACCACCCUCAACCUCUUCUUUGCUGGGACGGAAACCGUCAGCUCCACCCUGAGAUACGGACUCCUCUUCUUGAUGAAGUACCCAGAAGUGGAAGAGAAGAUCUACAAGGAGAUUGACCAGGUCAUCGGCCCCAGUCGCCUUCCUGCCACGGAAGACCGGCUGAAGAUGCCCUACACGGAUGCCGUAGUCCACGAGAUCCAGAGGGUGACGGACAUUGUCCCCAUGGGAGUGCCCCACACGGUGAUCCGGGACACUCAGUUCCGGGGGUACCUUCUGCCGAAGGGCACGGACGUCUUCCCCCUGCUUGGCUCAGCCUUACGGGACCCCAAAUAUUUCAGCGACCCCGAGAACUUCAACCCCGGACACUUCCUGGAUGAAAAUGGCCGUUUCAAGAAGAACGAGGCCUUUGUGCCGUUUUCCUCUGGGAAACGCGUCUGCCUGGGGGAAGCCAUGGCUCGGAUGGAGCUCUUCCUCUACUUCACCACCAUCCUGCAGAACUUCUCGCUCAAGUCAUCUCUGCACCCCAAGGACAUCGACGUCUCCCCCAAAAUGAGCGGCUUUGGGAACAUCCCCCCCGUCUACCAGCUGAGCAUGCUGCCUCGCUGA